Humulus lupulus (European hop) is the source of this 4282-nucleotide messenger RNA. Its product is annotated as protein SPA1-RELATED 2. NCBI's taxonomy places the organism in Eukaryota, Viridiplantae, Streptophyta, Magnoliopsida, Rosales, Cannabaceae. Gene Ontology annotation, molecular function: protein kinase activity; protein binding; ATP binding. Gene Ontology annotation, biological process: protein phosphorylation; photomorphogenesis. The transcript is spliced from 8 exons. Bases 312 to 3536 code for a protein of 1074 amino acids. The record is from RefSeq and is a predicted model, not a curated record.
UGCUGAAAAGAUAUUUGUCAUUGCAAUACAUUUUCUUUUUUCUGGUAAAUACCAUACGCUUCUCCAUCCAUCGCUUUAUUAUUAUUGUGUGCUUUUGGAUUGUUCUUCUUUCACCACUGCUCUCAGUUUUGCUCUGCCUUUUAGGGUUUCCUUCUUACCUCGUUGAGGUUGCAUUUCGCGGCUUUUCAUGUUCCGGUGCUUCGUUUGCUUUGUUGGAAUUCGUAUAGAAGUAUUUAGUGUAACAACAUUAGUUGGUUUCGGAGUUUUGACUGAUAGUGCAACUCUUGUUCAUGGAUAUAUGUGAAUAAAGUAUGUUUAGAAGCAUGGAUGAUGGUGUGGGGGAGGAGGUUACCCCACUGGAUGCAGUUGAACGUGGACGCCUUCAAGGCAAAGAGAACGAGUUUUUUCUGAAACCCACAGGAGAAAUGUUGAAUUCGCAGGAGAUGCUACUGCCAGGUGAGGGUGACUAUGCAAGGAGCUCGCAUCAGGAAUUUGAAGAAAUGUUAGAUGGUAAACAUGUACAGAGUUUAAACCAUGUAAAUACACUAGAAAACCCGUACAAUAGUUGUCCUCGCACAAUGGAUGAUACUGGUGUCUCAGUGGAAGAAUUAACCGUGAGAAAUUUCAAUGGGUCUAAUUUAGCUAUUGUUGGGACAUCAGCUAAUUUAGGAAGAGUGCAGACUAGACAGACCCAGUGGCAACAUCUAUAUCAAUUAGGAAGUGGUUCAGGCAGUGGAAGCUCACAUGCAAAUACUGCAUACAGGGAUAACGGUCAGAGAAUGCCAAGUAGUUUGGAGGAUGUGGGUUACUCAUCUUUCCCUGAGUUUUUGGCACAAAAGGCAUGUGAUGAUAACCAAAAUGAAGUUGUGGAGGAAUUUGCAAAUUCUGAAAAUAGGAUGAUUUCAAGUAAUGCUCCAGGUUCUAUCCGAACAAAGAUUCUAUCUAAAUCAGGAUUUUCGGAAUUUUUUGUGAAAAAUACAUUGAAAGGCAAGGGGAUAAUUUGUAAAGGCCCGCCUAAUGUCACCUCUCAUCCUGAGGCUAGGGUAAAGAAUAAAUCCAGGCUUGGUGGUGGAAGUAUGGCAGCUCCCGACACAUCACAGGGUCUGGAUUCUAAAAUUGUUAAUCCGCCUUCCCAUGAGUUGAAAACUAGAUCUAGGGCUGGUGGUUCUGAUUGUAGAGGAGUCAAUUUGAGAGAAUGGCUCAAGGUUGGGCGCUUAAAAGUUAAUAAAGGGGAGCGCCUGUAUAUUUUUCGACAAAUCGUGGAACUGGUGGAUCAUUCUCAUUCUGAGGGAGUUGCCUUGCAGAGCUUAAGUCCAUCUUAUUUCAAGCUGUUGUCUUCAAAUAAGGUCAAGUAUCUUGGAUCACCCGACAAGAAAGAGAUAUCACAGAGUGUGAAGGAUCAAGAUUUUUCUCACUCAGAGCAUGGUUUGCGUAGGAAGAGACCAGUGGAGCAGAAUAAUUUUGCCUCAAGGCCAGUGGAGCAGAAUAAUUUUGCCUCAAUUGGUUUAAGUGCAAAGAAGCAAAAGUUCAUCCAGAAUGCAAGAGGUCUUAAACAGUGGUUCCAGUUUUCUUCAAAUUCAGGCUUUAAACAGGAAAUUGCAAAUGCUAGUCACAUUAACAUUACAGAUCAAAAAAUUACCUUUAAUGAAUUUGAUGAAGGUGACUUAGUUACAAAACAUGGAAUGGAAAGCAAGUCUAGUAGUCCCCCAAUCUCUCAUGCAAGAGAACAGAUGACAUAUGGAAGUGAGCAGUUGGAAGAGAAGUGGUAUAGAAGUCCCGAGGAACUCACUGAGGGGAGCUGCAAAAUGUUAUCAAAUAUCUACUCGUUGGGUGUUUUUUUGUUUGAGUUACUUGGUCAUUUUGAUUCGGAUAGCACACUUGCCACAGCUAUGUCGGAUUUGCGCCAUAGGAUCCUUCCUCCAAAUUUUCUUUCGGAAAAUCCCAAGGAAGCUGGAUUCUGUCUAUGGCUACUUCAUCCCGAACCAUCAUCACGCCCAACAACAAGGGAAAUCCUGCAAUCUGAAGUAGUUAAUGGAUUGCAGGAAGCAUGUCCAGAGGAGUUGUCUUUAGCCAUUGACCAGGAUGAUGGUGAGACAGAAUUACUAUUGCAUUUCCUCGAGUCAUUAAAAGAACAGAAGCAGAAGGAUGCCUCUAAGUUAGUGGAAGACAUACAGUGUUUUGAAGGAGAUAUUGAAGAAAUCAAGAGAAGACACCCUUCCAAACACUUGGCUCAUGUUGAUUCCUCUGUGCAUGGAAAGCAAAAUGUAUCUGUUCAGAGAGAGCCUUCUAGUUCAGAUAAGCUUUCUCAAUUGUCCCCUGUUUCUAACACAAGUGAAUCAAGAUUGAUGAAAAAUAUGAGUCAGCUUGAAAGUGCAUACUUCUCUAUGAGGUCCAAUAUUCAGCUUCCUGAGACUGAUGCAGUAGUGCGCCAAGAUAACGAGUUAUUGAAAAAUCGGGAUAGUUGGUAUUUGGCUCAAAAAGAUGAAGAGAAACAGAAUCCAAGUGACUGCCUGGGAGCCUUUUUUGAUGGCUUGUGCAAGUAUGCCCGUUACAGUAAAUUUGAAGUGCGCGGAGUCUUAAGAAAUGGGGAAUUUAGUAAUUCUUCAAAUGUAAUAUGCUCCUUGAGUUUCGACAGGGAUGAAGACUACUUUGCAGCUGCUGGAGUUUCAAAGAAAAUAAAGAUAUUUGAGUUUAAUUCUCUCCUCAAUGAUUCUGUUGAUAUUCACUAUCCAGUGAUUGAGAUGUCAAACAAAUCAAAGAUCAGUUGUGUUUCCUGGAACAACUACAUCAAAAACUAUUUGGCCUCUGCUGAUUAUGAUGGUGCAGUCAAGUUAUGGGAUGCUAGCACUGGUCAGGUUUUCUCUCAAUACAAUGAGCAUGAGAAGAGAGCAUGGUCCGUUGACUUUUCAAAAGUAUACCCCACUAAAUUAGCCAGUGGAAGUGAUGAUUGCUCUGUGAAACUGUGGAGCAUCAACGAGAAAAACUGUUUAGGAACUAUUAGGAGCCUUGCAAAUGUCUGCUGUGUCCAGUUCUCUGCCCAUUCGACCCACUUACUGGCUUUUGGGUCUGCGGAUUACAGAACCUACUGUUAUGAUCUGAGAUAUGCUAAAACACCCUGGUGUGUAUUGGCCGGCCAUGGCAAAGCUGUAAGCUAUGUGAAAUUCUUGGAUUCAGAGACCCUUGUUUCUGCCUCCACCGACAACACUUUAAAACUAUGGGAUCUCAAGAGGAGUCUUUCUGCAAAUGCUUGCAGCUUAACCUUUACCGGCCAUACUAAUGAAAAGAACUUCGUCGGUUUAUCAGUUAAUGACGGUUACAUAACAUGUGGUUCAGAAAGUAACGAGGUUUAUGCUUACUAUAGAUCUCUGCCUAUGCCGAUUACUUCUCACCAGUUUGGUUCCAUUGAUUCUAUUUCUGGAAAGGAGACAAACGAUGACAAUGGUCAAUUUGUUUCUAGUGUCUGCUGGAGAGGGAAAUCAGAUAUGGUUGUCGCUGCCAAUUCAAGCGGAUGUAUAAAAGUGUUGCAAAUGGUUUAAGGGAAAUUAUAAAAUCAAGUUUGGCUCCUUCUGAAGUUGUGAGCAACCUGUUUUCGUGGUUUGGGGCUCGUUCUUGAGCUGAAACUACAAGUUCUGUUGUUGCAAACUCGGGAGAUUGAGUUGACAUGAAUGAACAAAACACUAAGAUACCUUAGGAAUGUCUAUUCAUCCAUGUGAGACAGAAAAAGGGUAGAUUCAUCUAACUAUGGUACAUCAUUUCAGCAUUAAAUUCCAUGGCUGAAGGAAACGCCGGUCAGUGGCUAAACUUGACACGAAUCUUGUUCGUCAGAAGAAGAUUGUUAUACCUGAACGAGCAAUGACAAAAGGGAUCUAAAAGUUUGCUUUGGGAUACAGCAGUGCGUUUAAAUUUUGAAGCUAAAGUAACAAAGAUCAAAGUGAGAUCAAGUGCACGAUGGUUACAAACAAAAAUAGGGUUCUGAGAACAGCAGUGUUUACGAGGAAUUGGGUGCUUGAUAUUAGAGAUAUUAUGACACUAGUUUGGGACCCCAUCGUUUGCCAAUGUUCUUAUAUCAUUAUACAGAUUAUUGUGAGCUGUUCAUAUUAGUAAUUUGCAGAGAAAUGGCAUUUUUAACCCAGUUUAUGCUCAAGAGUUGGAGACAAAUCAGAAGCAUUUUAACAAUUUCUUUCACUUGUAUCUAUAUGUUAUCUCAGUGCUCAGCUAGUGUAAAUUUUCUGAGUUGAUUAAUAAAAUAUUUCUUAUGAAGCAAACAUCAUUCUUGCAAAAA